This is a messenger RNA of Aspergillus melleus, 252 nucleotides long. RefSeq names its product mitochondrial 37S ribosomal protein uS19m (gene RSM19). Gene Ontology annotation, biological process: translation; ribosomal small subunit assembly. The record is from RefSeq and is a predicted model, not a curated record. The coding region runs from base 1 to 252 and encodes 83 amino acids. Gene Ontology annotation, molecular function: structural constituent of ribosome. Lineage: Eukaryota; Fungi; Ascomycota; Eurotiomycetes; Eurotiales; Aspergillaceae. The transcript is spliced from 3 exons. Gene Ontology annotation, cellular component: ribosome; cytosolic small ribosomal subunit.
AUGAUUCCCACUCUUGCCCGGCUCGGCCGUUCCGUCUGGAAGGGCCCGAACAUUGUCCCUCUCCCCCUCCCCGCCAAACUGCCUCCUCCCCCAGGCACGCCGCCCAUCCGGACUCAGAAACGCGCCGCCACCAUCUUGCCCAAUUUCGUGGGGUUGAAGUUCGCAGUCCAUAAUGGAAAGAAUUAUCAGGAUGUUUUCAUCACGGAGGAGAUGGUCGGGAGGAAAUUGGGUGAAUAUGCGCCGUAUGUGUGA